This is a messenger RNA of Mytilus trossulus (common blue mussel), 2981 nucleotides long. RefSeq names its product nucleoredoxin-like. Gene Ontology annotation, molecular function: thioredoxin-disulfide reductase (NADPH) activity. Gene Ontology annotation, cellular component: nucleus. NCBI's taxonomy places the organism in Eukaryota, Metazoa, Mollusca, Bivalvia, Mytilida, Mytilidae. Bases 105 to 1367 code for a protein of 420 amino acids. Gene Ontology annotation, biological process: negative regulation of Wnt signaling pathway; negative regulation of protein ubiquitination. The transcript is spliced from 7 exons. The record is from RefSeq and is a predicted model, not a curated record.
UUUAUAUCUGAAAGCGCACAUGCUUAUGAUUUGAAAACAACAGAGAAGCCGCUACUAGUGAGUCGGUGUACCAGACGUGUUUUGUCUAUUGGAUAGCGUGGAAUAUGGCUAAAAGACUGCAAAAUCUUGUUGGUGACACAGUAAUUAGACUGUCAGGUGAAAGUGUAGAGGAAAUAAGGGUUGAGUCAUUAUGUGGAAAAGAUUCUGUGAUUGGGAUAUAUUUUUCUGCACAUUGGUGUCCGCCGUGUAGAGGUUUUACACCAAAACUUAUCGAAUUUUAUAAUAAUGAAAAACAGAAAAGGAAUGGUACAAAGUUUGAAAUUAUUUUUGUGAGUUGGGAUAGAGAUGAACCUAGUUUUAAGGAAUAUUUUGCUACAAUGCCAUGGUUGGCUUUACCUUAUGACCCAGACAAAAAACACAAGGGUAAACUGACAAAAAAAUUCAGAGUUCAAGGAAUUCCAAAAUUAGUUCUGAUAGAUGGAGAAAAUGGGAAAACUAUAACUGUUGAUGGUUAUACAUGUUUAACAGAUAAUCCCAAUGGAGAAGGAUUUCCAUGGAGACAGAAAAAGGUCACAGAGGUCAUUAAAGGACCAAUUAUAACCAGUAAUAAAACAGAAGUAGAAGCUUUAGAGGCUCUGAAAGGGAAAUACGUAGGGCUAUACUUCUCUGCACAUUGGUGUCCACCAUGUAAAGCCUUUACCCCAGAGUUGAUAAGAAUUUAUGAGCUGUUAAAGUCAAAUGGAAAGAAUAUGGAGUUUGUAUUCGUCAGUUCGGACAGAAGCCAGGACUCGUUUGAUCUGUUUUUUGAUUCCAUGCCAUGGAUGGCCAUUCCGUUCGGUGAUCCAAGGACAGAAGCACUUAAAGGCCUAUUUGGCAUAGAUGGGAUACCAAGUUUAGUGAUGAUAGAUGAUAAAGGGGAGAUAAUCAACUUAAAUGGAAGGGCAGCUGUUGUAGAAGAUAUUGAUGCAAAGGAGUUUCCAUGGUACCCAAAGCCUCUGAAUGAAUUAACAGGUUCAGCCUCCGUCAUGUUGAAUGAGUCAGCUUGUUUGGUGCUAUUUACAGAAGGGGAAGAUAAUGAUAUAGAUAUGGCUAUAGAUGUACUGAGUGAGUUAGCUAAAGAAGAGAGUGAGAAGGGAGAAGAUCAGGAAUUAUUUUUCUUCUUUGGUGCUGAUGAUGAUAUAUGUUAUAGUGUACGAGAUUUUGCCAGUUUAGAUGACCAGUGCCCAUUACUUGUGAUAUUUGACUUUCCAGAACAGAAAAUAUAUGUAUGUAAAGAGACGGACAUUACUAAAGACAUUGCACGAGCAUUUGUCAAAAGUUAUUUUAAUGAAACUUUAGAAUCUAGACCAUUGAAACCCACAGUGUAAUUUGUGGCAAUUUUUCUAAUGCAGAUGUCAUCAUUAUAUUAAUAGUUUGAGGAAGUUGGAUUUUUCAUUCAGCUUUAUAAAUUAGUAGAAUUCCUGGAGAAUUUGUUUAUUUGAGCAAUAUCUCGAUUUGAGAUUAAACUGAAUGGAACUGUGAGAAUUUAUCAUCUAAUCUGGAUUAACAUACUGUCAUUUGGACUUUGGACAUUGCUAAGUAAAUUGAAAUGUACAGAUUAAAAAUCCAGAGUUGGUUUUUAGUGAAAAUUGUAAUGCAAUAGUUUAAUUGUAUUGAUAAUCAAAAUAUUCAGAACUGGUUUGUAUAAUGUACAUAGAAAUAUUCAGAAGUGGUGGUAUUGAAAAUUGAUAUACAUGUAUCUAGAGCUGAUUUGAAAUGAGGAAAGAAAUAUUCAGAGUUAUUUAUAAUGUAAAUUGAAUUAUCAUAAGUUGAUUUAUAAUGGGAAUUAAAAUAUCCAUGCAGAUUUAUCAUUUAUGAUGAAAAUUGAAAUGUCCAGAGUUGAUUUAAAAUGAGGAAAGAAAUAUACAGAGAUGAUUUAUCAUUAUAAUGUUAAUUGAAUUAUCCUAGGUUGAUUUAUAGUGUGAAUUAAAAUAUCUAGAGCUGAUAUAUAAUGAAAAUGGAAAUAUCCAGAGUUGAUAUAUUUUGUUAAAAAAAUUUAUCCAGAGCUGAUUUAUAAAAUGUAAAUUGAAAGGUCCAGAGUUAAUUUAAAUUGAAAUAUCCAGAGUUAAUUUAUGAAAUUUAAAUUGAAAUAUCCAGAGUUGAUUUAUACAAUGAAAAUUUUAAAUAUUAAGUGGUUUUUUUAUUUUAUUUAAUCAAAAUAUUCAGAGUUGAUUUAUGAAAUGUACAUUUAAGUAUUCAGAGUUGAUUUAUAAUGAAAAUUAAAUUAUCCAAAGGUGUGAUAUUUCAUUCAUGGUUUAUGAAAGUGUUCUGUAAUUUGUAAUUAUUUCAUAUACUUUGACAGUAUAUUUAUUGGUAUAUUCCCUGAAUAUUAUAUUAAUUUGGGAAAAUUCUUAGGUAUAGAGUUUAUGGAAUUCUGAUUUUACACUUAACAAUUAACAAUUAACAAUUCAAUGCAAAUUGUGUAUAUUGUUGUUUCCAUAUUAAAAUUCAUGAUUUGACAACCCCUAAAAUCCACUACAUGUCUAAAUUUACAAUAAGGAGCCACUACUUAUAGUAAAGAGCUAGAGCAGCAUAUCAAAAGACAUUUUAUGGUUGUGUUAAAAAGAUUCAUGGACUGUUUGCAACAUUACAAUAGGUUUCUGUGCAUAUUAUAGUACAUGUACUGAUAUUAUAGUAUUAUUUCCAGGAUAACAUUCACCUGCUCAAUAAAGCAGGGAUGUAUAAUAAAAGGUUGUAAGUUGUAAAUAUUUCCUUCCCAUGACGGACCAUAACUGACAUAAGAUUAGGGGUACCUGCGUCUAUUUCAUUGGUCUGGACCAUGGGACUGAUGGCUUUUAGCACAGACUGCCACCACUUCUAUCUGUAUUUCUGAACACUAAAGGGCUGCAUAAAGAAGUACAGAUCACUUAAACCUAACAACUCUACCAUAGAAGUUUCAAACACCCAUAAGUUUUUCAUAUGAUCUGACCCUUCAGCUUGCA